Molecule: messenger RNA, 1089 nt
Organism: Dictyostelium purpureum
Lineage: Eukaryota; Evosea; Eumycetozoa; Dictyosteliales; Dictyosteliaceae
Exons: 3
Coding region: 1-1089 (362 amino acids)
Molecular function (GO): zinc ion binding
Source: RefSeq, a predicted model, not a curated record
AUGUCAAAUAACAAUCAACAAUAUGAUACCAAAUGCUUAGAUCAUCCCAAUAAAGAUAUAGAAUUAAUAUGCUCAACUUGUCCAAACAACACUCCUGUCUGUAUUAAUUGUAUUUCCGAUAUUCAUAAUGGUCAUAGUUUUAAAAAAUUAAAAGAUAUAAAUUUAAGAAAUCAAAUACAACAAGAAUAUAAUCAAACAAUAUCAAAACUAAACAACUAUUUAGAAAAUAAUAAAAUAAUAUUGGAUGAAUCAAACAAUCACUUUAAACAAAUUAAAGAAAACAAUGAUAAUAAUUUUAAUAAAGCUUCAAAAAUAUUUAAAGAAUUAAAAGAUAUUAUCAAUGCAAAAGAAAAUGAUAUCAAAAGAUUAUUAACAACUAAAUUUGAAGAAAACAAAGAUUUAAAUAAUAUAAUAACAACAACAAUAGAAAACAAUAACAAUGCUAUUAAAUAUAAUAAUGAUGUUAAUAAUAAUAUUAAUAAUAAUGAUAUUAAUUGUAAUAAUGAUGUUAAUAAUAAUGAUAUUAACAAUAUUAAUUAUAUUGAUAAUGGAUUUAUUAAACUUUUAAAACACAAUCAUCAAUGUAACAAUCUUUUAUCAAAAAUAAAUAAUAAUAACUUACCAAAAUAUAAAGAUACUCAAUUAAUAAUUCAAGAAAAUAAUCUCGACUCAAUCAAAGAUCUAAUAAACUGCUAUUUAAAAGUAGUUGAUGAUCCUUUAGUUAAAGAAGAUUUAAAACCAAAAUGUUAUUUGGUUGAAAAAAAAUUAAAAACACUAAAAUACAUCAAAUAUCAACUAAUAUCUGAUUCAAUUCCAGCAACAGUUAUACAUUUAUUUUUACUUGAUGGCUUUAACCAACCCCUUAAUUUUAUACCACCCACAGUAAAAAGGCUGAAUUUGCAUAACAUCAAGUAUCAAUUAAUACCUGGUUCAAUUCCAAACCAUUUAAAUAUUCUUUCAUUUGAUAAUGGCUUCUCUCAACGUUUUAUAAAAGGUAUUAUCCCUGACUCCUUAACUUCUAUUAAUAUGGGGGAUGUGGUCUAUCCUUUAGAACCCGACUCCAUUUCAAACCCCGAUCAAAUUAUUUAA